This is a messenger RNA of Soboliphyme baturini, 324 nucleotides long. Lineage: Eukaryota; Metazoa; Nematoda; Enoplea; Dioctophymatida; Soboliphymatidae. The record is from the annotation of a GenBank genome assembly.
AUGUCGCUGACACAACACAAGCUGCGGCAAAAUGACAUACAGAUUGAGCUGAGACACAGGAAUAUUUUGCGGACAAAGCUAACUGUAAAUGAACUUUUGGACCUUCCAUCCGACACCGUCGCCUACGAAAGUGUUGGUCGGUGUUUUCUGAAGCAGCCGAUGGAAAACAUUUAUGGUGUUUUGCAAAAAACCAUCGAGAAGUCUGAAGAAGAAAUCAAGAAUCUGCAGAGCCAGGAAGAUGCCUUGCAUAGGAACUUAAAGGAAGCUGAAGACUAUCUCCGGGAACUUGUUCAGGCGAAAAAAGCGUCGGUCAGUGCGGAUUAG